AUGAGUUCUGUGAAGCUGCCUUACUGUGGUGCUUCUCCUGGAUUGGUGCCUGAUAAGGACGCAGAUGCGCCAGCUCAUGCAAGCAAAGACCUGGAAGAGCAGUUGCGGUCUGUGUCCAGUGUGGAUGAACUCAUGACAGUACUUUACCCAGAAUACUGGAAAAUGUUCAAAUGUCAAUUGAGGAAAGGAGGUUGGCAACACAACAGGGAACACUCCAGCUUUGACACAAGAUCAGAUGAUUCACUGAAAUUUGCCGCAGCACACUAUAAUGCAGAGAUCCUGAAAAGUAUUGAUACUGAAUGGAGAAAAACUCAGUGCAUGCCACGUGAAGUAUGUGUGGAUGUGGGAAAAGAGUUUGGAGCAACUACAAACACCUUCUUUAAACCCCCAUGUGUAUCCAUCUACAGAUGUGGAGGUUGCUGCAAUAGCGAAGGACUCCAGUGUAUGAAUAUCAGCACAAAUUACAUCAGCAAGACAUUGUUUGAGAUCACAGUGCCUCUCUCUCAUGGCCCCAAACCUGUAACCGUCAGUUUUGCCAAUCACACGUCCUGCCGAUGCAUGUCGAAGUUGGAUGUUUACAGACAAGUUCAUUCUAUCAUAAGACGUUCCUUGCCAGCAGCACAAACUCAGUGUCAUGUGGCAAACAAGACCUGUCCAAAAAAUCAUACCUGGAAUAAUCAAAUUUGCAGAUGUUUGGCACAGCAUGAUUUUGGUUUCUCUUCUAACCUUGGAGAUUCUGACACAUCUGAAGGCUUCCAUAUUUGUGGACCAAACAAGGAGCUGGAUGAAGAAACCUGUCAAUGUGUCUGCAAAGGAGGUGUGCGGCCCUCAAGCUGUGGACCUCACAAAGAAUUAGACAGAUCAUCGUGUCAAUGCAUGUGCAAAAACAAACUUCUGCCUGCUUCCUGUGGGCCUAACAAGGAAUUUGAUGAAGAUAAGUGCCAGUGUGUAUGUAAAAAGACCUGUCCUAAACAUCAGCCACUAAAUCCUGCAAAAUGCAUCUGUGAAUGUAUAGAAUCUCCCAAUAAAUGCUUCUUAAAAGGAAAAAGGUUCCAUCACCAGACAUGCAGUUGUUACAGACCGCCGUGUACAGUCCGAACGAAACGCUGUGAUGCUGGAUUUUAUUUUAGUGAAGAAGUGUGCCGCUGUGUACCCACAUAUUGGAAAAGACCACUUAUGAAUUAGUGAAGAGAGCACUACUUGCUAUUUUGGUGUACAUUUUUCCAUUACAACAAAAGAACAACAGAAACUUUGCUAAUAUUUGGAAUUAAAUGUUCACCAGAGACCCUGUGGGGCUUUCAGAGACAGACACAUUGUGCUUUUCUCAAGAUGUGGAAAGCAAAUGUAGAAAAUAACUGAGGUUCAUGUUUUGUAAAGAACUCAGUAAGGACUUAUUUUCUGCCAAUGACCAAACAGCCUAGGUUCUCCUUCUUGUGAUUUUUUUUUUUUUUUAAAAGAGAUAAUGACUAUAUAAUUUAUUUCCACUAAAACCAUUGUGCAGCAUUUCUGUUUAUAGCAGUAACAAUUGUUAAAGCUCACUGUGAUCAAUAUUUUUAUAUCAUGCAAAGUAUGUUUAAAAUAAAAUGGAAAUUGUAUUAUAUAAUGGUGAGAA
Molecule: messenger RNA, 1612 nt
Organism: Pelecanus crispus (Dalmatian pelican)
Lineage: Eukaryota; Metazoa; Chordata; Aves; Pelecaniformes; Pelecanidae
Source: RefSeq, a predicted model, not a curated record